Molecule: messenger RNA, 1540 nt
Organism: Paecilomyces variotii
Lineage: Eukaryota; Fungi; Ascomycota; Eurotiomycetes; Eurotiales; Thermoascaceae
Product: RAVE subunit 2/Rogdi
Exons: 4
Coding region: 437-1375 (312 amino acids)
Cellular component (GO): RAVE complex
Source: RefSeq, a predicted model, not a curated record
ACAUAAAAUGAUGUACACCACAUCAUCAUGUUCUGCUCCACGUUGAGUUUUAAGGUUAACUCGAGUGCUCUAGCCGUCUCUGGUGUAGCUGCCACCGGUUUAUGAUCGCUCAAUGGCCCGUUCAUCGUGCCUCUUGGCGACUCCAUGGAUUGUCGUGACGUCGGCCAAAUCACGAUGCCAUCGCGCUCCAAUUUCUGCUGCUGAGCCUCGGGGACCUCCUCUGAUCUCAUCUGAAUUGGCCAUUUGUGCUACAUCUGUUUCCGGUUUAGAUCUCUCGACCUUGGUUCACCGAACAGGCUGUCCCUUUGCGGCAACUUGGUUCCUAUCAUCUUCCCUGGGAACGUGGGCCAAUAAGGCUGACGAUUUAAGCGGUGCAGCCGCGAGUCUUCAGCCCUGCUCGUCACUAUCCUACGUGGAGACUGUCUGACAGAUCAUCAUGGCGACCUGGGCAUACCCACCUCUUGCUCCAGAGCAGUUGAAGCGGGAAGAAGACAGUGCGUUGGCCAAAGAGCUCCAGUGGCUUUUAUCAUCGCUGCAAGAGUCUCUAGCGUCCCUGAGAGAGGGCCUGCAAGAGUGCAGGGCACUUUUGGCUCCGAAGGAACCGGGUUCGACCCUCGUGCUCUCGUCGCCGCGGUCAGAAAGCCUCAAAGGCUUCGUAACCCGGGUAGGGACUAAGGUCAUCAAAGGAGAUAUCCAGCUGCGGUUAGCUUCUCUCCCGCCCCCGCGGGGUGCUACGAGCACGCGCUUAUGUCUUUCCACUGUCCCGGGUGCCCCUGAGCUGGUGUUGCGUCAACUGGCCUCGGUACGCGAUUCUAUCAAUCAAAGUCUCGAUGUGGUCGACGUUGGCACUUAUACGGGCGAUCCACACAAUGCGAAUUUCAUAUCUGGCCAAUUGCACCUUCUCAGGGAGAACGUUGCAGAAGCAUGUCUUGCCUUGAAGGGCGAGACAGAUGAAGUCAAGGGGAAAUGGUGGGAAACCAAUGUGGAUGAAAAUGCGUUCGAUCCUCCAUUGCCACCAUAUGUGUCCUUUCAUCUUGUGAUCGAGGAGGCAGCAUUGGUCCUGUACAUUAGGACCUUAGAACCCACUUCUGCCUCCAACACCCCUGCGUCUUUCACGCCCGAUAUAUCCAUAAGCGGAUUUUCGAUCCGUGAAAGACUGUUUGGACCCCGACUGCCUCCCCACGACGAGGCGGGCCAGGUCUUUAUAUGGAAAGGGCAGGAGGUCAAGGUUAAAGAAAAGAUCCGUGUGGAGAGUCAAGAUCCCAGUCUGAUGUCUGCAAUGUCUAAGAUAACUGCCCUGCAGCAUGAAGUCCAGAAAUGGAUUGCAGCAGUCAAUGUGGUUAUGGGCCAGGAUGAUUCAGUGAACGAAGAAUGAGCAUGCUGCGUUCCACCAACCAUUGGAUACUCUCACUGUUUACUUUGUCCUCGCUCGAUUGACUUAGCAGGUCUGACCCCUAUUGCCUUCGUAUUCUAACCAGGGUUUACACCAGCAGAAGUACUAUUUCUACCCAAACUUCAGGAUGAGACACUCUAUUGCAUA